AUGGAUAGAGAGAGCUUUCCUCGGUCUCUGAAAGGGAAGAAGGUGCUGUUGACCACCGAAUCGCUUGGUCCUGUCAACGGAGUCAGCCGAACAACAGGCAGUCUGAUCGACUAUCUUCGUCGCAAUGAGGUCGACCUGAUCGUGGUGGCGCCUCAAUUCGCAGGUGCCCAACAGGCCGAGCAACCAGUGGCGAAUUCGCGACUGCCAGGUUAUCCUCUCCCGUACAACCCAGAUCUGACGCUGGUGUACCCGUUCCGUCUGAAAGAUGUCUACAAGGAGCCCGUCCAGCCGGAUAUUGUCUAUGUGGCGAGUCCGGCGUCCUUGGGUUUCCAGUUACUACUCUACCUGCGGCAGCUCCGAAAACCACCCGUUGUGCUGCUGAACUUCCAAACCGACCUGUCAGCAUACAGUGAGAUCAUCCUCCCGACUCCCUUGAGUCGGUGGUCUGUUUGGUUGCUGGCAGUGGUGCAAGGCUUCCUUUUUAGCAAUCCCGCUGUGCAUACCAUCUUCUACCCAUCAUCAUACAUCUUAGACUAUCUGAAGAUGGCGGGCGCGCCUGUCACACGAGCCGUCAAAUUGGGACGAGGCGUCGAUACCAUCUUGUUCAAUCCCUCUCGUCGCGACGAGGCGUAUCGGAAAGAGAUUGCACCUAAUGGAGAAAUCAUCCUGGUCUGCGUGUGCCGGUUAGCCCCAGAGAAAGGAUUCGAGUUCCUGGCCGUGGCAGCAGCCAAACUCGCGGAAGAGAAGCUACCGUUCAAGCUUUUGAUUGUCGGAGGAAACCGCAAUCCGGAGGUCGAAACGAAAAUCCACCGUCUCUUUGAUCAUGUCAGAGAUCAUGUAGUUUUCACAGGCUUCUUGACCGGAGAACCACUGGCUCGUGCAUAUGCUUCGGCAGACCUUUUCCUGCACUGCUCUAUCACCGAGACUUUCGGGUUGGUGGUGCUCGAGGCAAUGGCCAGCGGGUUGCCUGUUAUCGCACGAAACCAAGGUGGACCGUCGGACAUUGUACGCCAUCAAGAGACGGGAUACUUGGUCCCUCCAAACGACAUGGAGACGUUUGUUGCUCUUGUGCGGCAGAUAUCGCGCGAUUCUCAGCUUCUGUCGUCCCUGGCUGUGGCUGCCCGGGCUUAUGCAGAGGAUACGACGUGGGAGAAAAUUAACCGCAGGGUCGCCUGGCAGAUGGCGGAUGCGGUUGAAGCAAGAGAGCAGACAAAACGAGUUCAACUGGAAGGCCAGGGUAGAUGGUGUGCUGCUUACGAAAAAGCCAAAGACAGAACCAUUCUGGCACUGGUUCAGAGAAUCCGACUUAUUGCUGCUUUCGGGCUUGUGUGCUUUAUGUGGAUGAUCUCGGUCGUCCCGUUGAUCAUUCACGGGAGCCGUAUCAUUCCAAGGGGUCUGGCACAUAUCCGCGGCCUGGCCAGUUUGCGUAAAUGA
Molecule: messenger RNA, 1434 nt
Organism: Aspergillus lentulus
Lineage: Eukaryota; Fungi; Ascomycota; Eurotiomycetes; Eurotiales; Aspergillaceae
Product: glycosyltransferase family 4 protein
Molecular function (GO): glycosyltransferase activity
Source: RefSeq, a predicted model, not a curated record